UUUACUUUAUAUAUAAAUAAUAAUAAUAAUAAUUCGUCCUAUCUAUAUAUAAUAUACUACGUUGUUGUUUACACUUGUCCUGCACUCACCUCUUCCUCUCCACCUCUCUCUUAUUCAGUUGCCACGAUUCCUACCGUUUCCCUAGCUAAUUCCUUUUCAUUUCUUCCUUUUUUUAUUUAUUUAUUAAGUAUAUCUUCAAUGGCGGAAGAAGCGACUCAGCACCACCAGCAGCCAUCAUCUGCCGCCAAAAUGACCGAGCACGAGAUGAAUGGAGGAUACGGCAGGCGCCGUCAAUCAGUGUGCAAAUUCAUCGUCAUCUUCCUAGUGUUGGCAGGAAUCACGGCGCUGAUAGUCUGGUUAAUUUAUAGGCCACAGAAGCCAAAGUUAGCCGCCGUUUAUGAGCUGAACACCACCACCACCACCACCACCACCGCCUCUCCUUUUAUAUCGACAACCAUGCAAUUCACUGUGGUGACCAGAAACCCCAACAAGAGAGUAUCCAUUUCGUACGAACAACUGAGUGCGUUUGUUUCGUACAAGAACGAGGCCAUCACUCCUCCGGUGAUCCUGCCCCCUUUGUUUCACCAGACAAAGAGCACCGUGUCUAUGUCCCCUGUGCUUGGAGGAAUAACGGUCCCGGUGCCGGCGGAGGUAGUUAACUCUCUGUUGAUGGACCAGACUUACGGGGUGGUGGGUCUGAGGCUGGUAAUCACUGGUAAGCUGAGAUACAAAACUAGUGUAAUUAAGCGGCGGCGGCGUUAUGGAAUAAAUGUCAGGUGCGAUUUGUUGGUGGGUUUGAAGCAAGGUUUUGUCGGACAACUGCCCCUGCUUGGAUCUCCCCCCUGCACCGUUGAUGUUUGAGUUUGACCUAUUUUCAAUUCUCGAUCUCAGCUGCUUUUCUUUUUCUUUUCUUCUUCUUUUAUUUACACCUACUUAGGUUUGUAAUAAUUAUUUAUAAUCGCUAGCUGCCUAAAUUAAUUAAUUAUAAGA
This is a messenger RNA of Erythranthe guttata (spotted monkey flower), 990 nucleotides long. Its product is annotated as NDR1/HIN1-like protein 12. Gene Ontology annotation, biological process: defense response to other organism. The record is from RefSeq and is a predicted model, not a curated record. Gene Ontology annotation, cellular component: plasmodesma; plasma membrane. Lineage: Eukaryota; Viridiplantae; Streptophyta; Magnoliopsida; Lamiales; Phrymaceae.